CCCGCGCCGACUACCGAGCUGCCGGAAGUCGAGUCCACUGUUGCGCCGACGUCGACGCCCUCGACGCCGUACGACAGCACGGACGCGCCGACCGCUACCGAGGGUGCGACUGAGACCGAGGCCCCGACGCCGGCGCCGACCACCGCUCUGCCGGAAGAUGAAUCGACCCCCGCGCCGACUACCGAGCUGCCGGAAGUCGAGUCCACUGUUGCGCCGACGUCGACGCCCUCGACGCCGUACGACAGCACGGACGCGCCGACCGCUACCGAGGGUGCGACUGAGACCGAGGCCCCGACGCCGGCGCCGACCACCGCUCUGCCGGAAGAUGAAUCGACCCCCGCGCCGACUACCGAGCUGCCGGAAGUCGAGUCCACUGUUGCGCCGACGUCGACGCCCUCGACGCCGUACGACAGCACGGACGCGCCGACCGCUACCGAGGGUGCGACUGAGACCGAGGCCCCGACUCCGGCGCCGACCACCGCUCUGCCGGAAGAUGAAUCGACCCCCGCGCCGGCACCUACGGCACCGAUUUCUCAACUCGAGCAGGCAUAUCCCGUGCAGAGCAACCAGGGGCAGGACGACUACCGGCAGACGGAUGUCAGUGGCGAGGACACCCGGACAGUCGAUCAGCCCACGUCCGUGCAGCACCCAUCCUGCGGAUAGACCUCAUAAAGCUUCCUCGUGAAGUCUAGCUGGUAGCUAGGCUAGUCUCCUAGAAGUGAAGUUGUAUAUCAGUCUAAGUAACGUAAUGCAUUUCUCUAAAUCUUGUAUGUG
Messenger RNA from Phytophthora sojae, 774 nucleotides. RefSeq lists its product as hypothetical. The record is from RefSeq and is a predicted model, not a curated record. The annotation marks the transcript as partial. Lineage: Eukaryota; Oomycota; Peronosporomycetes; Peronosporales; Peronosporaceae. The transcript has 2 exons.